GGUUUUUGUUGUUGUUUUUCUCCUUCAGACGGUCUGCUGAGGACGUUUGGGCACUUUUGGAGUCCUUGCCAACAAAUUGUGAUCCUCCCAAUGCAGGCACCUCUUCUACUGUUCCAGAUCUUUUUGCUGAAGAGGCCAGAGGUGAAUUGGGCUGUGAAAAGAGCUUUUUUUUUGUUUUGUUUCAAGCAUCAUCAUGUACACAGUCGUGAUGAACGUGAUUGAUGCCACCAUUACUGGUCCUCUUCAUGGCUGAUUGUCAUUGCUUCGUUGCUGUCGUCGCCGUCAUCACCGGGAUUGUGAACAGCAUGGUGAUCGAUUGCCAUCAUCCUUGACAUCAUCAAAUGAUCAAAGUCGUCACUAUCAUCAUCAUCAGUGUAUGCCGCUCGCUGUCAUUGUCGCCACCAUCAUCGUCAUCCAACUUCAACAUCACUAUCCUUCGGUAUCAAGUGAUCCCCAUCAAGGACGUGUUCACCUUGGCCGACUCCGUUCUUGCAGUCCUUGCAGAUCUACAGCGCUUGGCCGUUCAUCCCGAAGGCAUCACUGUUGACAAGAUGAUAAAGGAGACCACACGCAGGCGAUCUGCAGAGUUACUCAAUUUGAAAGAUACAGUGGCACAUCCAGAAAGGGAUUCUAUACGCCUCAGUGCCUCAUUGAAGAAGACACUGGACGAACACAAGAGGAAGAACAAAGUGGCAGAAGCAGCUGAUAUGAAUAAGUCAACAGAGUUACCAUCGUUGGGUCAGCAACAGCAGGAGCGGGGUGCACCGGGGGCUAAUGGUAGUUCUCAAUCGGGCCAGCCACAGCAAGAAGAAGUUGUGGACCCUGAUCUCACUCCUCCAUUGCAAUCUCAAAGGCGCUCAGAACGGGGGAACCCCAAUGUGAGCUCGCGAGUACGGCGUGCUUCAGCAUCUGUACAGCCAUCACAACCUCGUCCUUGCCCAGUUCACGGGUUUCACAAGGAUUCUGCUCCAACCCACAGAGCUUGCCGUGAAAGGCGAAACAACUCCGAAGCAGGUGCGAAAUACCUGUCGGAUCAUAAUCACGUGCCAGGGUGGAUGGCAGCAGAGAAAGACUUUUUUACUACCAGCGGCCAAAUGGCAAGCAGCGCUAAUGGGGCAGAAAGUCAAGGAGGCAGUAAUGGCAACAUUGACAUCAUUGCUGGUGCCGUUGCAGGAGUGCCUGAGAGUUUCAGAAAUGGGUCUGCUGUGCCACCGAGAACUCAAGCAGCCUGUCACGGAAAGCGCACGAACUCAGAGAUGAGCAUCGAUCUAGAUGACAAUACUGCUCCUCUGAAACGUUGUCAUUAUGAUCAUGGCACAUCCUCAGGUUCCUUGAGAGGACGCCACUGUAAACAAAACCCUCCGGAGCCCACUGGAGACAAUUCAGCCACAAAGCGCCGGUGUGCAGAGCGCACUGAUAGAAGAUCGAGGCAAGGACAUGCAACCUGCUCAGAAUGUUCCAAGCCACUUGACGAGAAGCUGCAGGAACUUGAGGACGCCAUUGAGGAGCUAUCUGAAGAAAUACGGCGAAAGGAUGUUAUGAUCAGGAUUUUGGAAAAGAAAUCUGCUGAGCAAGUGACGAUGAUCAAGUACCAGCAUUCGACAAUAUCAAGUAUGUGCCGGGUGAACAACUCACUUUACGAAACCAAUAAGAUACUAGAAGAGAGGGUCGAGAAUCUCGGUGGGAGUGCUGAACUAUGGUGAGCUAAUAUGUUGCAUAAAGGUUGGACAACGACACCUUGUCUCCGAUAUCUACUGCCGUGCACACAUGGGUCUUUCCUUAUUAAUUAUCUUUUAGCAAGUUGGCGCCCAACGGGAGAAGGGACGAUUGGCUGGCAGCGGGCAGGUACCUGUCCUGGAGCCAGGUUUGCAGUUGCGAGACUUAUGACCUUAAGCCACCACUCCAUUUCAUCAGGACCUAUUUUGACAAACCAACAGCUGCAUAAAUUUCCCCGAGCCGAGAAUCUUCAGUGUCGCUGUGAGGAAAAAGAAUUGCGGUACCCUUCCCCACAGAACCUCUUCCGGGCCCAGGAACUGUAGAUUUUGGCCCGGUACUUGUGGACGAGGAAAAUGAACAGUGCAGGGGCAGUUGGCGCAGUGGUCUAACCCCUGGAGGCCAUUUUGUUUAUGAAUGAAGUGUCGUGAAGCAUGUGCGCUAAGGACGUGACAGGCAUGCUUUGGCAGGUCUUCCCUCAUCCAGCGCUACUGUCCACCUUCACUCCUCAAGGAAUGUGAUUGAUAUCCAGGGAGAACGGACACCGGACUGUUGACACGACAACACGAAAGAGUGCUAUUGAUGAGCGGCUCCAGGGAUGGACAGAUAGAAACCAUGGAAGGAAAAGUAAAGCGGCUAAAGCCUCUUUCAGGCCCAGAUAAAGACCCCUGCGAAGGACAGACAGGAAGUAGGGGCUUUUCAGAAGAAGGAACCCUUCGAUGAAGGACUGAGUUGGGGCCACAAUAUCAGUGAAAAGGGGUGGCCUCUCAGGGAGAUAGUGGGCCUUCAGGAGGAAGACAGACACUUAGGCCACGGAGGGAAAAGUAAAACCCCUUUCAGGCACAGAUAUAGACCCUUGCGAAGGACAGACAGCGGCACAACAGCACUUUUUAGGAAGUAGGGGCUUUUCAGAAGAGAAGGAACCCUUCGACGAAGGAUCGAGUUCGGGCUACGAUACGCGAUAUGGACAUUUUUGGCAGAGGAAAAUUUUGACAACGAUGCAUGUCCCUUGCACUGUCACUCUCUCCUUCAGGAAAACCUCCCCUCUCCUGCAUAAGUUGUAAACUGCAGCUAUCUGGUAUGGUGACUGAUGUGAUAAUAGUUCACAUAAUAGAAACAUGACCCUAGAGGGCCCCGCCCUGAGGUUGGUAGCCUCGUCAUGCUACAACAACUUUGCCAAUCGACGAACACUUUCCCUCUGCCCCGUGCUACUAAGUGCGAAGGACAUUCCAUAGGCCACGAUAUGUGUAAUGGACUAUGUGGUGGCCCCCUCUAGGGACAGGCUCCACUUCACACCGUACGUACCUAUGCCUGGUGGAGGAAUCAGACAUAGAAUAGCCAGAAGCCAGCAACUAAUGGCUAAUUUGGCCACACAAAUAGAGAUAGGCAAGCCAUUGGAUCCACUUUGAAGUGCGAAGGAGAAUCUUCCAUCGACCACAACGUUUGUGAAAUCGACUACGUGGUGACCUCCUAUAGGGGCAGGCUCCACUGCAAAUACCAAUGCCUGGUAGAGGAGCCAGAUAGCUUACAUCGUUGCUAUUCUAGAUAGCUUAUCACAGCUAUUCUAUCGAGGGACAUACUCAGAAGUCAGAUGAAACCAGGGGCGACUAACGGCUCAUUUGCUACAAAGGUUUAGGGUUUCGGGGGGUUGGGGCUUAGGAAUAGGCAUACGUGGCAUCUGACCCUAAUGAUUGGUAGGUGGCAAGGAGGAUGCACAAAUUUUGAGAAUUCCUGUCAUGGAGACAUCUUCAGUCCUCAAAGAUAACAACUUCAACACCUGUCAUAACACAUGUUUUUGCUGUGCAGUACUGUGGCCUUUAGUCUGUUAGGGUUUUAGGUUCCGCAUCAACGGAGCAAGAGCAGGCAAGGUGCCCUUUGUGUACUCUCCUGUCCUAUUCCCGAGGGACAGCGACUGCUUAUGGAGACUUCAAGCAUGACUCAAGUGGAGGGCUGGAAGAGAGGACAGGGAAAAAUUUGAGGUUCUGAGUGGCAACUCAUAAGACACCUUGAGGAGGUAGUAGCAGCAGCUAGGACAGACUUGUGAAGCUUAGACAGUCUAACACUCAUCCUGUUCAGGGGCUAAGUAAGCCGAUUCAAUUGAGGGAGGUUAUGCGUGCCUCAGGAGCGUGGAAUAUGUCAGACUAGAGGAAAGGGAAGAGUCCUGUGGGACAUCUGCUAAAAUUGGAGCGAUAGAGAGAAGAUUAGCUUGUCCCCUGUGCAAUGAUGACACACAUAAAUUGAGAAAUGGACCAAAUGGCCCAAGUUUUUCUUUUUACUAAAAAGGGAAGAAGAGAAGAAGAAGGAACAGGAGAAAUGAGAACGUAGCUUCAGAGUUUUCCUGCCAUCAGGAAGAAGAGCAGAGGAGAGUAAAAGAGAGAGGGAGAGAGGAAGAUAGCUUCAGGGUUGUCAUGCCGUCAUCAUCCACUUGGUGCGAAGAGACAGAAGAGGCAAGGACGGUCGCAAAAUGGAUGGUGCAUGGGUCUUGUGACCCUUGUCUAAGGAGGAGGAGGCAAAGAAUACCUCCCUGUUUGGAAGCAGCAGAUAAAAGAUUAUAUUAUGGUAAGGUCCGUAAGGAGGCAUAGUAUGUUCAUGGUAAUGAACAGAGAGGUGCAUUGAGUUGCCUCAAUGCAUUCAUGAAACUU
Messenger RNA from Chara braunii, 4355 nucleotides. Lineage: Eukaryota; Viridiplantae; Streptophyta; Charophyceae; Charales; Characeae. The record is from the annotation of a GenBank genome assembly.